Trypanosoma rangeli is the source of this 378-nucleotide messenger RNA. RefSeq lists its product as uncharacterized. NCBI's taxonomy places the organism in Eukaryota, Euglenozoa, Kinetoplastea, Trypanosomatida, Trypanosomatidae. The coding region runs from base 1 to 378 and encodes 125 amino acids. The transcript has a single exon. The record is from RefSeq and is a predicted model, not a curated record.
AUGCAACGUGGGACUUACGUGGAGUCGGGCCAUCCUGCGGAGCCGCUUAGAAUGUGGGUGGUGGGCGCCGCUUCCAGCAGGCCUCAGAUAUUGUGGAGUGAGAGUGGGAGUGAGGCGGACGUCACACCUCGUUUCGAUCAGAUUGAGGAGGAGGAGGAGACCUGUGGUGUGGGGCUGGAGUUUAUUGUGCUUAGAUCUGCGUUUGCGUGGCCGUGCAAAUUUUUAUUUUGCCAGAUUACGAGGAUGUAUUUGUGCGGAGGGAGGUGGUGCGUGUGUUGGGGAGGAGCGCGUGGUGAGGGAUGCGUCGGUGGUGGUGAGGCCCAAUGCGGGGAAUGGAGGGGACGCGGAAAGCUGCAGGAAUUUUCCCGUUUCAGUUGA